This is a messenger RNA of Sitodiplosis mosellana (orange wheat blossom midge), 3944 nucleotides long. It is a transcript of the gene ab, whose product is annotated as protein abrupt. Gene Ontology annotation, biological process: regulation of transcription by RNA polymerase II. Gene Ontology annotation, cellular component: nucleus. The record is from RefSeq and is a predicted model, not a curated record. Lineage: Eukaryota; Metazoa; Arthropoda; Insecta; Diptera; Cecidomyiidae. Gene Ontology annotation, molecular function: protein binding. The transcript has 8 exons. The coding region runs from base 1323 to 3512 and encodes 729 amino acids.
UGAUAAGGAGCGGUUAGUUUACGUUUGAACGUUCUCAAUGUGCAACGUGUGGCUUGCGUUGGUCAGCCCGAACAAUUACAGAAUUUCAUAUAACCCAUUUUCUUAAGCAAUUACGAGAAACUGUUGAAAAUUGAUCUCCCGAGAAAGAUAAAAAGCAACAAAUUUUAUUUACUGAAGUGGAGUAAAUUUUUGUUUUCCAAUUGAAAUCAAGUGAAUUAAAAAAAUAAAAACCAUAAAAUAGUGUUUUGGACAUAAAAAAAAAUUGGCUGAACUAAAAAAUUACGAAAAAUUAAUUGGUGAAGUUUUAUUCGCUAGAUAAGAAAAUCAACGGACAUUUAUAAAUUUCCAAGUGAAAAGCAAUUUGAAUGCAAUUAAAGCGUAAAAUUGUGUAAAUUUUUUGUUAUCGAACAAUUAUCGAAAAAUUUAUUACAAAAGAAAGAAAAAAGAAACAGCGAGCGACAAUCGUCUCAAGAAAGAAUAGAAAAUUGACAUUGAUUUUUGGCGAGCCGUUUUCUUCAUUUUAGUAAUUCAAUUGAGUUCAAAUGAAUCAGUUCGACUUAGAGAAUAGCGACUGAAGAGCAAAGUUAAAGAUAGAAGAAAAAAAACUGUUUGGUGUAUUGAGUUUGAAAAAUUGUGUUUGACAAAUUCGUGAAGUUGUCUCUCCGUCCGUGUGUGUGUGUGUGCUUACGUACUGACGUUUAAAACAUUAAAACACAUCGUCGUAGCAUAAGUCAAUAUCGGUGUUUAUGGAGUGAGACGCUUCCAACGAAAGAUGUUAUCGAUAAUUGGAUUCUAAUUUGAUAUUCAAACAAGCCAAACCAAGAGAGAGAGAGAGAGAGAGAGAGAGAGAGAGAGAGAGAGGAAGAGAGAAGAAAGUUAAAACGCUUUUAAAAAUUUGCGGGUUUUCCUAUAUUGAAUUUUGCAUAGUUCGUAUUUUUUUGUUACGAAAAGACGAAAUAACGACGAAAAAAAAUGUAAUUAAAAACAAAUUACACAAAAGAUUUUGCACAAAAGUCAGAGCCGUGAAGAUGAAAAAUCAAUUCGGUUUUAAUUGAUAUUGGACGCGCGAGAAAUCGAAACAUACAGAGAGAGAGAGAAAAAUAAACCCAGUGAAAAUCACCGUUACGGUUAUAAUUAAAUUUCUGUACUAUUUUUAAAUCGUACAGAUUUUCGUAUAGAAAAAAAUUUGCCCACACAUUCACAUUGCAUACAACACACACAACCGAAGAGAGAGAGAGAGAGAGAGAGAGCAAGCGAAACCCGAAAUACACAUCGAAUUUCGAUUGGAUAGGAAAAAAAAUUCACGUUUGCAACCAAAGGAAAUGACUGAGUCAACACUGUUGCAAACAACGGAAAAUAAUAACACAACAACCACAAAAAUGGAUCGAGCAGUCUCACCGUCACCGUCCGAGCAGCAAUACGCUCUCAAAUGGAACGAUUUCCAGAGUUCAAUUUUGUCGUCGUUUCGACAUUUACGCGACGAGGAGGAUUUCGUCGAUGUUACAUUAGCCUGUGAUAUUCGAUCGUUUACUGCACACAAGGUCGUUCUCAGCGCAUGCAGUCCGUAUUUCAGAAAACUGCUGAAAGCCAAUCCAUGCGAGCACCCGAUAAUAAUAUUGCGCGACAUUCGUGCCGAAGACGUAGAAAGUUUGCUACGUUUCAUGUACAAUGGUGAGGUGCACAUUGGUCACGAACAAUUGAGCGAUUUCCUGAAAACAGCGCAAUUAUUGCAAGUUCGUGGUUUGGCCGAUGUCACUGGACCACAAUCCAAAGGUUUACCACUGUCGACCAGUCUAAUACCCGAAACGAAUACAUCAUCAACGGCCAACAUCAACGAUGUGCAUUCAUUGCGAUCGGGCAUGAUGGGUUCGUCGUUGCCGAAUCCAUUGAGCGGUGUUAAUACCUCCAAAUUGCAGGAGACCAAGGCUUCGCCGGUAAGAAAAACUUCGACAUCGUUACCAUGGGAAUUGUCCGAUGAUCGUCGAAAAAGUCAUUUGACUCCACCACCGCCGCAAAAGCGAAUUAAGAGUGUCGAUUUGUAUCGUGCUCAACAUGGCAUCAAUCCAGAAGUUGAUCCAAACGCAUUGAAAGAUGUACAACCACUAUUGGCAGCCGCUGCAGCCUAUCGAGGUCGUGAACGUAACCGUUCAAAGGAAAAUAUAAAUCGAUCACGCGACUCAUCGUCACAAGAUCUCAGCAAAACCGAACUACGCGACUCACUACUUGGACAAGCACUUGAAUCAUCUGCAUCAGCUAAAAAACAUCCGGAUUUGGCAUCACUACAAGCACAAAGCACUGGCGAAGAUUCCAACAGCAGCGAUCAUUCGGCCGCAUCAGACACUGGCGAUUAUGAUGACACAAUGAACGGUUCAAUGGAUCAACGCUUUUCGAGUUUCUUAGGUCUUCAAGGUAUACCCGGUCUAUUGCCUGGCCCAUCCGGAAUGAAUGACAGUUUCGUUUCGCGUCGUCAAUUGGAAAUGCGUGUUCGUGCUACUGAUCCUCGGCCGUGUCCAAAAUGCGGUAAAAUCUAUCGUUCGGCCCAUACAUUGCGUACACAUUUGGAGGAUAAGCACACCGUUUGCCCAGGAUAUCGUUGUGUUCUCUGCGGAACCGUUGCCAAGUCACGUAAUUCAUUGCACUCGCACAUGUCACGACAACAUCGUGGAAUUUCAACCAAGGACUUACCCGUUUUACCAAUGCCAAGCCCAUUCGAUCCGGAACUCGCUUCACGUUUGUUGGCCAAAGCUGGAGUCAAAAUUUCACCAGCUGAACUGCGAGCUCGCGCCUCACCAACCAGUGGCACACGUCGAGGUGACAUGAAAAUGGAAUCAUCACGAGGUAUGCACGAUACCGACAGCAACAUUGACGAAAUGGAAGAUCCAGAAGAUUUGACCAUGGCCAGUGGAAUUAACAACAACAACAUGAGCGGCCGAUACGAUUCAAUGAUGGGAUUCACACAUCCAAACACAACCAUUACGCGUGUAGGUUCGGCUGGUGGUAAAUCAGAUAAUCAAGAUCAAAAGGAUCUACCACAUGGUGCUACUGGAUCGUCAAUUUUGGAUACGUACUUGCAAUUCAUUUCAGAAAGCGCUUUCGGAAUGGGAAUGUCACAAGAACAAACCGCUGCCGCAAUUCAUGCCGCAAAAAUGGCACAAUUGUCAACGCUCGGUCAUAAUUUCGAUAAACUACCGCCAAGCUUGUUGCCACCACAUUUGGAUCUAUCGAAAUUGAAUCGCCAAAGUCCGGACAUAAAUCGUAUGCAAUCGGGCGGCGGUGUAACCAUUGAACCAACCAAAAUACCAACAUCGUAUGCAAACAGUGGUCGAGAUUCGGCCGAUAUUCGUCGUGACGAUUCACAACCAAUGGACUUGGGCGCAGAUGAUCAUCGUAUGCAAGUAAAGGAUCGCAAUUGUCGACGUGACAGCGACAAUAAUGGUGCAAGCAAUAAUGCCAACUCAUCGGGUGAAGAUGAAUACGGUUCGGAUGAUGAUGGUGACCGUGAGAAGAACUAAUGGAACGCCUUCGGGUUUGUUUUCAAUCAAAUUCACAAAUCCAGAAGAGCAAAUGAUUGUUUCUAGUUUGUUAAGGCAUAAAUAAAUUUUUACGUUUUAUGUUAUAGUCGUAGAAGUGAACAAAACAAGAGAAAAAAAACACACAAAGCAAAUACCAGACACAAAAAUACUCAUCGCUUCCUCUUUAGAGUUACAAAAAAUGAACGCUCUGCGUGCAUAGCGUGUUAAGAAUAUUAAAUGAUUAUGUAAAGAUAACGAUUUUGAUGCAAACACCCAAGCAAAGAAAUUCGCAACGUAACCUAGAUAAAAUUAAGUGGAUAGUUAAAAAAAAAACAGUAUAUGAAGAUUUAUGAAUGUUUUUUUUUGUCGAAUGUUUAUGACGAUACCAUUCAAAUUACAAUGAAAUACAAUAAAUACACACACAAACAUCUA